Chara braunii is the source of this 2941-nucleotide messenger RNA. The record is from the annotation of a GenBank genome assembly. NCBI's taxonomy places the organism in Eukaryota, Viridiplantae, Streptophyta, Charophyceae, Charales, Characeae.
CGCAAGAGCCCCAGGCUUUGACAGCAACCCCUUCAAAUGUAACGGCUCCGUCAUCUAGGACGGGCCCCUCGCAAGGAGGGGCGCCGUCCUACGGACAGUGGCCCUGGCCGGUGAUCAAUGCAAUUGUGCCAUGGGGAAGCCCGCCGCCAGUAGUCGGACCGCAAACAAGUAUACCACCACCCAUCUACCCCGCAGCCCAGGCCCAGCCUGUGGCCCCGCCACCGUCGCCUGCUCCCAGUUCGCAGGGCAGUGUGGCAGGAGGUGGGAACCAGGGGCAGGGCAAUCAAGGCAACGGAGGGAGGGGUGGAGGAAGGGGGCGAGGCAGGAAUGGCGGCGGAAGAGGAAGGCAAUGGAAUGGUCAAGGCCAGGGGUACAAAGGCCAAGGGAAUCAAGGCCAGGGGUACCAAGGCCAAGGGAAUCAAGGUCAGGGGUGAAAAGGCCAAGGGAAUCAAGGCCAGGGGUACCAAGGCCAAGGGAAUCAAGGCCAGGGGUACCAGGACCAGGGGUACCAAGGCCAGGGGUACCAAGGCCAAGGAAAUCAAGGCCAGGGGUACCAAGGCCAGGGGUAUCAAGGCCAGGAGGAUCAGGGAAGUCAGGGGUACGGAAGACCCCGUUUGACUGGAGGACGGUCAUCUGUCAACAUUGUGACCAGCAAGGUCACAUUAUAAGGUUCUGUAAUAUAAGACGGGAAGACGAGAGGAGCGAGCUGAUUUCCUCCACUAUGGAUGGGAACAUCUAUGAUAAGUUUGGGGAGGCCAUUGAUAGAAGGCUUGGAGGAGUGAGGGUUGAAGCCCAACGAAAAGCGGCGGCUGGGCCGCCACCCCCGACCAUGUUCAGGCUAUGGCAGGAAAAGGAGGAACCACCGAUUGGGGUGGAGGAAGUGGGGAGCAAUGAGGAAGUGGCUCAAGGACUACAAGGAGGGAGAAAGAAGGAAGAGUCCGUAAUCAUUGAGCCAGAUGACGAGAAGAAGGAGGAAAGGAUGGAGCCUUCGUCCGUCUUAUUUGGGAAGAUGGAGGCCCUGCUGGAUAAGAUGGGGAGGUACCAACAGAAAUUGGUGGGCCUCUGCGAGGAAGUGAAGAGAUGGAGGUCUAACAUCCCCAAGGUGUUCCUCUAUGACUCCGGCCCGGAGUCAGCGCCUGGGCGACCCGGAGUAAAUGUAGUAGGGUCGUGCCCACAAUCGGGAAUGAUGGGGAGACCCCUCACCCUGCACGCCCGGCUGGCGCAGGCAGCACGAACGAGAAAUCAAGCCAGAGUCAGCGCCAGCCAAGAACCUCCAAGGAGGGAGCCGGAACUAGGAAAGAGGAAAGAGGCCGUGGAAGUGGAGGAUGAUGAUGAUGAAGAGGAAGAAGACGAGAGGCUGCGCCAGAAAGAGGAUCAGAGAGCGGAGGAGCGGACAAGGAAAAAGGGAGUCAGGGGAGAGGCCGAGCCGAUCAUACGUGACGGACCAACCAAAAAGAAAAAAUACGCGGUUCGGUUGGAAGAGGGAUUUGACGUAGAGAAAGUGAUCGACCGGCUGUUGGAGGGGCAUAAUGACCUCAUGACCCUAAAGAAAUCCUACGAGAAGGGUCGGAGGCCGGAUGUGAAGAAGACGGACAAGAUUACUGAGUUGCCAGUCCCGUUCCACUCAGCAACUGAUGUCAGAACCUUCCUUGGUACGUGUGGAUUUUGGAGGGCCUUCUUCAAGAAUUUUGCCGCUAAGACUGAACAUCUGAGGAAGUUAGUUCGUCAGGACCAGGAAUGGGUUUGGGGUGAAGAACAAGAAGAGGUGGUAGCCAGAAUGAAGGAAAAAUUUCGAAAAGGAGGGUUGGUGUUAGGAGCGCCAGAUUAUGACGCCACAGAGACGCGACCCUUCAUUGUCGAAACGGAUGCGGGGCCGACUGCUUUACGGGGAGUUCUAAUUCAGGCAGACAUGGAAGGAAAGGAAAGGCCCUUGCGAUUUGAGAGUCGGACUAUCUGUACGACGGAGAGGAACUACUCUCAGUUCAAGAGGGAGACCCUUGUCGUCCUCCAUUGUCUGCGAAUCUUCCGAAACUACAUCUUCGGCAGGAGGUUUAUUUUGAGAGUGGAUCYGACCGCCCUGGCCUACUCUCUAAGGAAUUACGUUCCAUCGGAUCCGACGGUUGCCAGAUGGCUGACGUACAUCUGGAUGUUCAAUUUCGAAUUGGAACGGAUACCUGGCAGUAAGAACCGGGCAGACGGGCUGAGUAGGAUCAACUGGGAUAAACAGGAAGGGGAGGCAAUGGAGGAUACGCCCCCAGUUGAUGGAUUUCUAGAUGAGGAAGAAGAUGUUCGUCUCCACAUCAAUAAGUGGUCGUCGCGAGUGCCCAGCUGUGUAGGCUAUCUUAUUUGGCAAACGCCGAGUGGGUAUGAACGGAGGAAUGAGCUAGUCCUUAAGCCCUUUGAGGAAGAGGAUCCCUGGGGUGGUAAGGAUGUUCAGUGGAUGAUGGAGCUAGCGCUGGCCACCUCGCAUAGCCUGGUGGAGGAUAUGAGGACGAUUGAGGAAGGACCWGGCCAGGUAGAACGACAUGAAGACCUGAUGGGAGGAAUGUAUCUCCUCGUUAACACAUUAUUGCAGGAAAGCCUUGGCCAGUCAGGCUCGUUGAACCCGGCAGGGAAUGUGGACGAAGUGCCCGAGAGCCAGGACGACGAGUUCGAGGAAGGGGAGAUCAAGGAGGCUUUUCGUGCAGAGGAGUACGACGGGAUCUACCUAGAGCGGGGGCUUCUUUUGUCAUGUGAAAUACGGCUAAGGGAUGCAAGUGAUAGAGCUCAGAGGAUGCUGCAGCGCCAUUUAGUGCGAGACGACCACCUUUUCAUGAAAAGAGAAGUGGGGAAUCCAAGGAGAGUCGUCUGCGGUAGGAAUCGUCAGAUCGACGUCGUAGCAGCGCUUCAUGAUGACAUUGCAGGAGAGCAUUGAGGGGUACAAGCCACGUAUGCCAAGAUA